Melospiza georgiana is the source of this 2640-nucleotide messenger RNA. RefSeq names its product solute carrier family 37 member 4 (gene SLC37A4). The coding region runs from base 54 to 1409 and encodes 451 amino acids. Gene Ontology annotation, cellular component: endoplasmic reticulum membrane. Gene Ontology annotation, molecular function: glucose 6-phosphate:phosphate antiporter activity. The transcript has 9 exons. NCBI's taxonomy places the organism in Eukaryota, Metazoa, Chordata, Aves, Passeriformes, Passerellidae. The record is from RefSeq and is a predicted model, not a curated record. Gene Ontology annotation, biological process: phosphate ion transmembrane transport; glucose-6-phosphate transport.
CCGUCCGUCCGUCCGUCCGUGCGAGCGGGGCGCUCCGGGCCGGUGCGGCAGCGAUGGCGGCCGGCGGGUACGGGCGCUACCGGGCUGCGAUCUUCGCGGCCAUGUUCGUGGGCUACACGCUCUAUUACUUCAACCGCAAAACCUUCUCGUUCGUCAUGCCCGCCGUCAUGGCCGAGGUGCCGCUGGGGAAGGACGACCUGGGUCUCAUCACCAGCAGCCAGUCGGCAGCCUACGCCAUCAGCAAGUUCAUCAGCGGCGUCCUCUCGGACCAGAUGAGCGCCCGCUGGCUCUUCUCCUCCGGCCUCCUCAUGGUGGGCUUGGUCAACGUGGUCUUUUCCUGGAGCUCCACCGUCAUGGCCUUCGCCGGGCUCUGGUUCCUCAACGGCCUGGCCCAGGGGCUGGGCUGGCCGCCCUGCGGCAAGAUCCUGCGCAAGUGGUUUGAGCCUUCCCAGUUUGGGACUUGGUGGGCAAUCCUGUCUACAAGCAUGAACUUGGCUGGAGGCUUGGGCCCCAUUCUCGCUGCUCUUGUGUCUAUGAACUACGAUUGGCGCAAGACUUUGUCCUUCUCUGGCUUCACCUGCAUGGUUGUCUCUUUUGUUUGCCUUGUCCUGAUUAAAAACGAGCCGGCAGAUGUUGGGCUGCCCAACAUUGAGCAAGGAGCCAAGAAGGGGAAGAAAGGUUCCUCCAGUGACAACAGCACCUUGACAGAGCUGCUGCUCUCCCCAUACCUCUGGGUGCUCUCAACAGGCUACCUGGUCGUUUUUGGAGUGAAAACGUGCUGUACUGAUUGGGGACAGCUCUUCCUGAUCCAGGAGAGGGGACAGUCCAUGCUUGUAGGCAGUUCCUACAUGAGUGCCUUGGAGAUUGGGGGCCUGGUGGGAAGCAUUGCUGCUGGAUACCUCUCCGAUAGAGCAGUAGCAAAAGUGGGGCUGUCCAGCUACGGGAACCCCCGGCACGGGCUGCUGCUGUCCAUGAUGGCUGGCAUGUGCGUGUCCAUGUUCCUCUUCCGCAUCACGGUCACGGGCGACUCUCCCAAGGAAAACCACUUCUGGACUGUAGCCUUGCAACCUCUAGCUGAUCUUACAGGCCUAAAAGAACAUGAGCUGUGGAUUCUGACUCUGGGAGCUGUGUUUGGGUUCUCCUCGUAUGGCCCGAUUGCCCUGUUUGGGGUCAUAGCAAAUGAAAGUGCCCCUGCCAACCUGUGUGGCACCUCCCAUGCCAUUGUGGCCCUCAUGGCCAAUGUUGGGGGUUUCCUGGCUGGACUGCCUUUCAGUACAAUUGCCAAGCACUACAGCUGGGCCACAGCGUUCUGGGUAGCUGAGGUCACCUGCAUGGCUAGCACAGUGGCUUUCUUCCUCCUGCGAAACAUCCGCACCAAGAUGGGCCGGAUUUCCAGGAAGGCUGACUGAGGAGGAGCUGCUCGGUGGAAGGAUGUUCCCACGCUGACGUGAAUGAUGCUCGUUUUUGUUUGACUGGCCUAGGAGCGAGUUUACCUAUUGCUGCAACCUAGAUAAAAAUGUCUCAACUUCUCAUCCAGUGUCAGGUGCCAGAGGGCACAAGGUUCCUGCUACUGAUCACUUUUUCCCUCAAGAUGUGAUAAUUCACCUAGUUUACAUUUGCAAUGAUUUUACUGUACCUCUUCCUCACAGCACUGUUAGUGAAGCAAGCGGGCUCUGCAGCCCAAGCUUCCCCACUAGAAGUGGUCUGAAAUGACUGGCUUCAGGUGCACUUACCUCUAGUUUUGUCGUUAUUGUCUCAGCCAUUAACGGAGACACCAAUCAGUUCAGCCUCGCUGCUCAGGCCCUGAACCCAGCCGUGCUGCCUGUGUCCGUCCCGUGCAGCUGCCCCGGGCUGUGCCAGGCCACCUGAGCACGAGCCCUGUGUGUGCUCAGCCGCGUGGCAGCCGGGCACGGCGAGGGCUGCAGCCCCACCAGGGGUUGGUUCCAGGAGUGAGCAGCAGGACAAGCCGGGGCAGGGCUCUUCACAGCAGUUAGGAACAGGCGCGUUUCCAGGGAAUUCGUGGUGUCUGGAGCAGCUCCUUCUAAGUGAACUGAUCCUGCUGGUGCAUUCUGUGUGCAGUGUUAAUGAUUGGCAAGGCAGGCAGCUGCUGCCAAGGCAGCUCACAGCCAGUGCUCUGCAAAUCAGCCAGCAGAACUAUCCCAGCAGCAGGAAUUGCAACAGCAGCCACCACCAACCCACAAUUUCGGCAGCUGGGUUUCUUGAUAACCCACAUUUCUAGCAUUGACUUGUAUUUUUCCAGUACAAGGUGUGAAGACUGGGAUAGUUUUGGUCAAGAGCUGUGUCUCUCAUGGCUGCAGGCAGGGGCUCUGAGUCAGCCUUAGCAGAGCCAUCACUGACAGCCUUAGCAGUCAGGCCCAGCACCCUGCAGUAAGUACACUCAGGUAUUUAAUCAGGAAUUUGUUGAAUAUUCUUGUUUUUCCCCAAAAGGAUUUACUGUCUUAGGAUCCUGAAAGAGGCACGUUCAACUCGUAAAGAACCUGCAUGCAGGUACUUUGCUGAGUACCUUGCUUGCAAGAGUAGUUAGCUAGCCUUAAUUAAGUAAAUGGAAGUGAAUUACAUUUUGUACUUAAUUACAUGAUUUUCUUCUAUAUCUGAAAUAAAAAUGGAGCAGUGUCACAA